AUCACCGCCAAACCUCUCCUUGGCCCAAUGGGACCAAUAGACUUGCGAGUCACUAGACACAUUCGCCAACUGGAUGGGUGUAUAUUUGGACCGAAAGAGAGAUGUGUACUCGAAUUGUCUCCGACAUCGCCUCGGCAUCGCUUUCCAAAACAACAAACAAUAUCAUCCCUUGCGCCCUGACGGCCAAGUUUGACUGGAAUGACGCAGGCUGCGGACUGCUGGCCAAACCUAUGUCGAUUUCUGCGCCUCUGAAACGCCGCAUCUGGCUUGGGCAGCCUUGCUUCGCUAUGUCGAUCGCACUGCAUCGACGGCCUUUUACUUCCGCACAGUCGUCAUCUUCGAACCCCAGCUGAUGUAGGCUGUAUGAUGGGCGGGGUUCCCGGUGUGCAUCGGGGAUGGAUGGCCACGGAAGGACUGCGCUGCUGAAUCCUGUUACGCUUCGGUGUUUCAGUCCGCUAAGGUACUUGAUCAGCAGCUGUGUUGCGUGCAGCCUAAUCGUUGAUGCACUUCGUCAAGGCCAAUUGCGGACAUUAUCGACUUGCACGAGACCCUGCCGGUGCUCGGAAUCACCCGAAACGAGAAAACUCCGACUCAGACUACAGCGAACCUCCGCGGACACCUCAAUCUUGGUGUGCACAGGACACCCUCGCUGUGUUGACGUUCUGAAUGCAGCCUCGUCCCUCGGGCGGUGCUGUCCGAGUUCACGGAUUGGAGCUUGGGGUCUGCGGAUGAUGCACCCUGAGCUUAGCGAUGUUGAACAACUACUGGCGGUGCUGAAAGAGUCACUGCGGAUCUCUGUUUGCAUGAAGCGAGUGUCAGUCCAGCCCAGGUUGAUAUUUUCGUUCCAGGAGGGCUCAGGGCUCCGCAUCGUCUGUUCUGAAACGAUCUGGGCUUUUUGCGAGCGUUCUUAUAAGUGUCUUCGUCUCUGUCUGCUCCUGGAGAAGCAGAGAUUUCGCACUCAAACUGUCAGCAUGUCGUAUACCACUGCCUCCACUCCCAGUCAGUCAUCCACGCUCGUCCUGACAUUCAUUCCGCGGCGGAUUCCCGGCACCCUCGCCUCUUUGUCGUUCCUCAACUGCACCGUGGUCGGCGCGGACGGCUGCACCCCCUACUUCCACAUCGUCUCGCAGUACAGCCAGCUCGGAUAUGCACAAAGCCCGAGCAUGACGCUGUUCCGCACCAAUCGAGGCGUGACUGUCGCUUCGAUCGAAUGGGCGCAAACAUCUGGUCCCGUGGUCCACAUCCCUGCAAUGCACCCGGGCUCGAGAGAGCCGGUCAGCAGGCAACGGGUCGAUGGGUGGCUCAACCGGUCGCCCGACGGCAGUUAUCGGGCCAUGACCGUCUAUGGGGGACAGUAUGCUUGGGUUCUUCAGAGCGACGUUUAUUGCAUGUAUGUAUGGAAUGAGCAUCAGCGGUCGGAUAUACCUCAGCUUCUCGCCAGAGUGGAGAGAGGCGGAGACAACUUGGUCAUGGAGAUCUCGGCGGAUGCGCUUCGCGCAGGGCUUCUCGAGACAACGACUGUAGCCGCCAUGUUGCUCUACUCGAGACCGUAGCUGUUCGUUCUGUCGUCUCGCGUAUGGUAACAAUCGGACAGACAAUUGCAUUGCACUCGAAAAUUCUACCGGUAGCAGAGAGGCGGAUCCAAAACAGACAGAUUGCAUUUAUAAGGACACAGCGCGGAACAACACGAAAUCCUCAAGCCCAAAACGAUCGGGGGAAAGAAAGAAUCACUGGGGCGAUGACGGAUGGUACAGACCGACGCGAUGCACCGAGAACGGCUGCGGGAGCGAGCCCGUGCCGGUGAGGACGGUGAUCUCACCGCUGCUCACACUGCCCUUGUCCUCCACGCAAUAGUGACCGGUCGACGAGAGCUUGUGGCCGGGCAAGCAGCGUUGAACGACGCAGCGACCGUUGAUGCAAGCAACAUCGGAAACGUCCCGCAACCCGGUGCAGUCCUUUCCGGUAGAUUCGCCAGACAAAGAGGAGGUGAUUCCGAAAGGGCAGCCGCCGCCUGCAGAACGAUGAGCUAAAAAGAACAUGUCGCAGCGGAGAGACUGAACGUACAGCUCUCCAAGUCUCUCUUCACAUCAACGCAUUCCCAAGCACGUUUCCCACCGCCAGCGAUACCGCACGCCUUCCAUCCUUCCGGGCACGAUCUCUGCAUCUCGCUUCCCCAGUAAUCGGGUGCGUUUCCGUUGAGGCUCCGCUUCUUGUGGCUGGUGCCACUAGGGCAAGACAUCGCGCAGGUCGUCCCGCAGUCUUUGAGGCCGGACGGGCAAGUGUACCCGCAGAUGUUGUCUCGCGAACAGGCAGGCACGGCAUUGGCAGGCCGGGUGCACGUCUUCUUGUCGUCGUCCGAGGAGCGGUCCCACUGGGUUGAAGAAAGAUGCCGAUGAAAUGGAAUCCCAGUCGAAGCCGUUGUCUUUGGCGGUUGUGAUCGUAGGAUGGUCGCUGGAAGCGACGACAUCCGGGAUUUCACUCUCACAAAAGCAAGCAUUGUCUGAUAGGCGGUAGAUGAGAAAAACGAGAUGUAUGGGGAGGAGAGGGCAAGUACCAGAUCGCUGGAAGGAGCCACAAGGCUUGUUAUUGACGACGAAUGGACCAGAAGGACAGAAACAGUUCUCGGUCUUGUACGAGUUAUCGUUGCGUGUGACCAGCCCUUCUAUGGCGCCGGCGGACGUGUGCCGCACGGCAGUGAGAACGAGGACGACAGUUGCUGCAGAUGAGCUUCGCAUCGUCGGUAGAAGAGAAUGUUUAGAUCAAGGCGAGACGGAUGCAGAGGAAAGGAGGUAGUGGUAGUGGAACAGAAGAUAGAGAAAGGGUUGAGAGAGCGGAUAGAGAAUUUAUAUGUUCUGAAAGUUGUCUCGCGGAGAAAGAUCUGGUUCAUAAAACUGAGUCGGGGGGACAUAUUUCCUUGAACGCGCAGUCCUCGCCAGCAUUCAAAGAAAGGCAAAUGAGAUCUUAUGAAUCAGACAUAGUAUUGCGUGACGCGAUAGUAGACGAAUGUCGACGAGAGCUCUCAGGCUAUCGAGGAA
Molecule: messenger RNA, 3035 nt
Organism: Mycena citricolor
Lineage: Eukaryota; Fungi; Basidiomycota; Agaricomycetes; Agaricales; Mycenaceae
Source: the annotation of a GenBank genome assembly